This is a messenger RNA of Hemiscyllium ocellatum (epaulette shark), 934 nucleotides long. It is a transcript of the gene utp23, whose product is annotated as UTP23 small subunit processome component. The record is from RefSeq and is a predicted model, not a curated record. Gene Ontology annotation, cellular component: nucleolus; small-subunit processome. NCBI's taxonomy places the organism in Eukaryota, Metazoa, Chordata, Chondrichthyes, Orectolobiformes, Hemiscylliidae. Gene Ontology annotation, molecular function: small ribosomal subunit rRNA binding. The transcript has 3 exons. Bases 33 to 764 code for a protein of 243 amino acids.
CGCCCCCCCGCCCCGCGCGCGGCAGCUCGAGGAUGAAAAUCAAGCGGCAGAAAACCGCCAAGAAGCUCCUGUCGUUUUACCGCCACAACUACAGCUUCCGCGAGCCCUACCAGAUCCUCCUGGACGGGACCUUCUGCCAAGCGGCUCUAAAAAACAAGAUCCAGAUCAAGGAGCAGGCGCCCAAGUAUCUAAUGGGGGAGGUGCAGCUCUGCACCACCAGCUGCAUCCUGAAGGAGCUGCAGUCUCUGGGGAAGGAACUGUACGGGGCCAAACUGAUCGCCCAACGAUUCCAGGUGAGAAGUUGCCCCCACGGGAAGAGUGCGGUGAGUGCCUCCGCCUGCCUCCUGUCCAUGGUCGGAGAUGGUAAUCUUCAUCACUAUUUCGUAGCCACGCAGGAUCAAGAGCUAACCAUGAAAAUUAAGAAGUUGUCAGGAGUCCCUCUGAUGUACAUUAUACAGAAUACGAUGGUCCUGGAGAAACCUUCUCUCAAAUCAAUUGCACAACUAUGUUCUUUGCACGAUGAUCAACUUGUCCCCGUACAUCAGCGACAAACUAUACAGCAUUUGAAAGAAGAGCAUGGCCUUGUGAAGGAAUCUGAACCCAGGCAUAAAAAACGCAAAAGAAAAGGGGGACCUAAUCCUCUUAGUUGUUUGAAAAAGAAAGUCAAACCAGCACCACCGCAACCAAAUAAAGAAAAAAUACGAAGAUCAAGAAAGAAAAGGAGAAGAGAUGCAUCGUGUGUCAAAGCUGAAGCUACUGUGUAAAGGUGUAAACAGAGUCAGUAAGAACAUGGACCAAAGUGCAAAGUUAUUUUUCACAGAACACUUAGGUUGUAUCCAGUCAAGUGUACUAAUUGUUACAGAUGUUUUUCAGAAAAAGUUAUUUGUUUGAAUAUUCAUGAUUUCAUAAUUAUAUAAAAUAUUUUGUUCCUGAA